This is a messenger RNA of Spodoptera frugiperda (fall armyworm), 4386 nucleotides long. Its product is annotated as RAB11-binding protein RELCH homolog. The transcript is spliced from 16 exons. The coding region runs from base 1 to 3390 and encodes 1129 amino acids. Gene Ontology annotation, molecular function: protein binding. The record is from RefSeq and is a predicted model, not a curated record. Gene Ontology annotation, biological process: intracellular cholesterol transport. Gene Ontology annotation, cellular component: trans-Golgi network; recycling endosome. Lineage: Eukaryota; Metazoa; Arthropoda; Insecta; Lepidoptera; Noctuidae.
AUGAAUCCGUAUAAGGAUAUAGAAGAAAGUUCUUUCGCAGCAUCGCCUCACUUAGCUUAUGAGGACAUUGCUACGAAACUGCUUAAAGACCACUACUUCCUGACAGCCUUGGAGCUUCAUACAGAGCUGGUGGAGAGCGGCAAGGAAUUACCGCAACUCAGGGAAUUCUUCUCAAACCCAGGCAACUUUGAACAACAUGUUUCUAGGGCAUCCGACUUUUCUUCAAUGCUGCUGGAGUUUGAGCUGAGAAAAGCUAGAGAGACCAUCAAUGCUCUUAGAGCUAAUCUAACUCAAUUUGCUGAUGGUGAAUCUACACUAGAUAAAAGUUCCAAAGAUAUAUCUGACCAGCGAUCCUUGAAGCCACAUGAAAAGAGAGCUUUAAACUUCCUAAUAAAUGAAUAUCUUCUAUUACAAGAUUACAAACUCACUUCCAUUACAUUUUCUGAUGAGAAUCCUGAACAGGAAUUUGAAGACUGGGAUGAUGUGGGUCUCAACAUGCCUCGUCCCGCGGGUCUGGUGUCAUUAUUUCGAGGGAACACCACCAGUAUCAGCGCGCCCAAAGUAGAUGCGUCUACGGAAACUAGCUGGGUGUGUGUGGAGAUGGCUUGUCAAACUGAACUGGAUGAAUCUAGUGUUUGUGUGAGCUGCCAGACUCCACUGGACCAUGAGACUGAUUGGAGUCAUGAGCUCCUAAUCCAAGCUGAAGAGAUAGAAUUACUGAAACAAAAAAUAAUAGCUUUAGAGACUGAAAAAUUGAACUUCCAAAAACUAUAUGAUGCUGCCAUUGUUAGUUUGAAUUCACUCACGAGCCCGACUUCUGAGGGCAAAGGCAUCGAUCUUAAUAUACCAGAGGACAAAUUAUUAUCUGUGCAAAGGGUGGACCAGGGUUUAGAUGCCAAACCCCUAACUUGCACAGCUUCGGAGAAUCACUACGGAAGCAGUAACUCCACUCACAGCGCGACGCCAGAACAAUUUGAGAUGAUUGAUAGUGAAAAAAAUAGUGCAAUUACAAGAAAAGGAUCAAACAUAAGUUCAUUCGACACUGGUGCGGUCGGCGACAAUAGUACCAGGGACUCGCCACUCCGCCGCGGCAGUGUGACAACCCUGGAUGAAACGCUGAGCAUCAAUGACGCAGGAGAAUGGACCAGAGUGCAUUAUGAGUACAAUAGCAUAGAGACUAAUAGCAAGGAGUUGUGGAUUGAUAGUGGUAUACCAAAUGGUCUGAAAGUAUCGAUACUAAACUGGUGCUGUGAAACGUUGAAUCUGAACGAGCCUCUAGCGAACGACUUGCUAGCUGAACUAGUGACCAGUGAGAAACCUAUCACUCUGCCGGGUCUACUUACAUUGGUCGCUGAUACACUGCCUCGGGUGAUCCCCCACACGCUGGUGGGUCGUCGCGGCGAGGCGGCGGCGCUGCUGGCGGCCGUGGCGGCGCUGCUGCCGCCCGGGGACGCGCGCAGGUCGCGGGCCCUGCAUGCACUGCUCACGCUCGUCAAGAAACCCGACCGCGCUGAUACACAUACUAUUUGUGAAGCAACCUGUCUAAUAGUAAAAUGGGGAGGCAGCGGCGAGGUACUAUCAUCAAUAGCAGAACUACUAGCCUCGAGGUCGAUAGAGAGACGUAUACUAGCCAGUCAGGUCUGCAUGGCUAUAGCUCCGUACGUUCCAAUUGAACUCUGCACAUCUUUACUUCUAAGCCUCGUAGUACUUAUGUGUGAGUCCAAUGAGCUUGAGAUAAGGACCCUAGGCCUCAAGUCAGCCUGCCUCAUCUGUCCCGUAGCGGAACAUAAGUACAAUCAACUUGAGAGUUUGAUGUUCAAUUUCCUGAAGGAUCCGGUCGAGAAGUGUGUGAAGGAUACUGUUAAUAUAUUCGUGCCUGUUCUCGCUAGGAGUGCUUUGAUGGCUGGUAAAUUCUCAACGGACUUAUGCAGCCGUAUCAUAUCGAAUUUAACGAAAGCGAGCAGUGAUAACGAGUGGAAAUCGGUUCUACUAUACCUAGACGUGUUGAGAGUGAUAGUUUUAGCGAAACUGGCCUAUGUAGUCAAUGUACAAAUAGUGAGGGAUGUUACCCUAAGCAACUGUGAUAUACAAAGUGUGAACUUACAAGAGGUGUCUCUAGAACAAGAGUAUUUUAUGGACCUGCAGUGCUAUUUCUCGGAAACUGAGGACGCUAAGUUACUCUUGGUGGCAGCUAAUAAUUUAAUCAAAGAGAAACCUGAUGUUAGAUGGCCGGAGUUAAAUUGGUUUGUUAGCAUAUUAAAACAAAUACUAGACGUGGUAUCAAACACAAAAGUUUUGAACCACACAUCGAUAUACGAACUACUUAUAUCGUUAAUCAGUAGUUACGUGGACAAUUUCGGCGUACCAUUCACUCAGUAUAUAUUAAGGCCUAUAUUCAACGAUGUUAUAUCAGAAUUGGAACAUAAGAUGGAGAAGCUACACCCUGUGAAUGUGGACAGUACUGUCGCGGUCGGUGUGUACUUGGUCGCUAUAUUACCCGUGCUCGAUGAUAGUGUACAGCAUGCCGAGUUUUUGCAGAAAUGGGUUAUGUACAGCAGUAUACGCGGUCUGCCAGUGAAAAUAUUCUCCGUACCUUUAAAAUGGGUGGCGGAGCAUAAAGAGGAAUCACUGGACUUUUAUCUGCAGCAUCUUAGAGAAUUCGCGGCCAGCAGUUGCGAGAGUUCUAGCGGUAGUACGAUCCGCACGUACAUCGCGAGCCUCAUCACGGAACUACUCAACGCCACGGAGCUAGCUGAGAGGUGUCUCGAGAGACAACUACUGCCUGCCGUCAUGGCACUGUUGCAUGAUGAAGAUGUGUCCGUCCGCGAAGAAGCGAUCUCAGCGUGGGGCAGCGUGACGCGGACGUGUUUGAUCCGCGGGCUGUCGUGCGAGGCGGCGUGCUGGGCGCCCGUCGAGGACAUGUUGGCCGCGCAACAACCACUCACCGCCAAGGAGGCCGCGCGGACCGCCGAGGCACUGGCACUGCUUGUACUGCCUACUGUCGAUAACCAUGCUGUUUCUGAAAAAGCGGUGUCCCUGCUAUGCGCGCUAUGCGUGUCCCGGUGUGCGCGGGAGGUGGUGGCGGCGCUGACGCCCGGCCUGCAGCUGGCAGUACACCACUGCGGACAUCAUCCCGCGCUACUGCCCGCACUCAGAAAACUAGAAGAAAAUGUACAAACACCAGCGUUAUCUCAGUACAAAGCUGCAAUAGAAGCCUUAAUACACAACUUGACUGGCACUGGAACCACCGGGGACAUGAUGAGGGAGCCCCCGCCGCGGCCCAACACCAACCUGCAGGCAGCCCAGGAGGUCGGCAGGAGAGUCACGCAGAUAUUCCAACAAUCCAAAUCAAAUAUGAACCUACAGAACAUAUUUAAGAAGAAAACUUAACGGUAAUUGCUUUAAUGGUAUAAAUUAUAGGAUUGCAAUGUCAGGAAAUAUUGUUGGUAUGAUGUUUUGUUUCAUUUUUGUUGUAAUGUAAGAAAGAGAUGACGCUAUAACAAGGUUAUAGUUACUCUUUCUAUUACGUAUUCGAACAAAAAUGAUAAUAUAACGUCAUAAGUCAGUUUUCUUCGUUAAGAUAAUGUUCAAAACAAAUUAGGAAAGGGUUAAUCUUUUCAGAUAUUUUCGAAAAAUACUUCUAAAUGUUAUUUCAAAAGUCAGCUAAGUGCCUAGAGUAGUUAUUUGAACGGAUCAUCGCGCUCAGUAUAAUAAGAAUUUUAUCAAAUAUCCGCAUCUGUGCAGUGAUUUCGAUGACGUCUAAAAAUAUUGAUCAAUACGCGUUUGAACUCAUAUAACUAAUAAUCUGAUAAAAAAUAUGCUGAUGCAUGCAAGUUUGGUCAAAUAAUGUGUCAAAAAAUACAAAUAUUUACUUAUAUGUAUAAUAACUUCGUUAAAUCUAUUUCGUUUGGUGAUCCAGUAAAUUAAAAAAAGAAAAGUAAAAAGAAUUCGAUAAAUUAAUCUGAAUAUAGUAAUUAUUUUGAAGGAGAUCGACUUAAUUUCUUAGGGCAAUAAACCGCAGUUUAUUUCUUGCGUAACAAUUUGUAAUUUAAUAUUUAAAAACAUUUUUUUUAUCUAAAGUUUUCUUACACAAUUAUUUUUCAAGCAAGUCAUGCUUACUUGUCAAGAAUUCUUUAUUUUAAAUUCGUUAUCAAAAAUUGACUGGGGGUAAAGUUACAAAGAUGUGUUUGAAUAAACGAAAAAUAGUUUAUGUAAAACCCUCCAUGAUAUUUAAUAUUAAAUCAUUUUAAAAUUGAUAAGGAGACAUAAAAUUAAUGGGAAUAAGAAACCCUCUUGCACAAUAACGUGUAAACACUCCAUAAUAAUAUUUUUAUCAAAAUUUUAAUAAAGAUUCUUCUUGCAAGUUAUACUUUAAAUAUGUAUUGG